AUGUUAGGAUCCUAUAAGACCCUAGUAGGAAAUAGACAUCACCUCCUUUUCUUAGGUGGCGGUGAUCAACCAGAUGAUGACGAUGAGGUUGAAGGUCAAAAAGACACAAUCUUCAUUCAAAAUCUGCCAAAAAAUAUUACGCGUGACGAAUUAUAUGAUGUAUUCUCUGAAGUUGGACACCUCAAAUCUGAUCAACGAAGUGGUGGACCAAAAAUAUGGAUUUUUAAAGAUCGCAUGACGGGUGAAGGAAAUGGUCAUGCAACAGUGACAUAUGAACAUGAGAAGACGGCUCAGAAGGCUAUCUUCAAGUACAACAAUCAACGCAUUCCAUCGUUGGGAACUGUUGUCAAAGUUCAACUGACACAAAGAUGGCCGAGACGAGAUUUUGGUGGAGAUCGUGAUUUUAGUGGAGAACAUGGGAGAGGAGGUGGUUAUAGUCGUCGCGGUCGCGAUCAUAAGCAGUUGUAG
Didymodactylos carnosus is the source of this 468-nucleotide messenger RNA. The record is from the annotation of a GenBank genome assembly. NCBI's taxonomy places the organism in Eukaryota, Metazoa, Rotifera, Eurotatoria, Philodinida, Philodinidae.